AUGAAGGUGGAAGUGGGAAAACAGGUGGUGAAUAUCAUGAGCGUAUACGCCCCACAGCAAGGAUGCACAGACGAAGAAAAAGAAAAGUUCUGGGAAGAAUUGGACGAGGAAGUUAGGAAAGUCCCAUUCGAAGAGAAGCUCUGGAUUGGUGGAAACUUCAAUGGUCACGUGGGCAGUAACAACACAGGCAGAGAAGAGACAGUGGGCAGAUAUGGCUAUGGGGACAUAAACGACGACUGUAGAGAAGGUAUCACAAACCAACAUCGGCCAGUCAUCUGUACACUGAGAGUUGCUGAGUUGAAAGCCCAGACGAAGUCUGGAAUGCCAAAAACCAAAUGGUGGAAGCUGAAAGAAGCAGAGUGCCAAAGUGACUUCAAAGAGAAGGCGAGAGAGAAAAGAGGAGACAGGCAGAGAGGUGUGACUGGGAAACUAUCGCAGAAGAUAUGA
Messenger RNA from Penaeus indicus, 447 nucleotides. RefSeq lists its product as uncharacterized. The transcript is spliced from 2 exons. The record is from RefSeq and is a predicted model, not a curated record. NCBI's taxonomy places the organism in Eukaryota, Metazoa, Arthropoda, Malacostraca, Decapoda, Penaeidae. The coding region runs from base 1 to 447 and encodes 148 amino acids. Gene Ontology annotation, cellular component: nucleus. Gene Ontology annotation, biological process: chromatin remodeling.